CUCCUUUGCAGAACGCGCAUUUAUAUCUAUGCUUUCAAUCUAAUCUAGAAGGUAUACUUUGGAAUUCUCCUUGCUUAUCAUCGUCGUCAUCAGUCCGCGAUCGUCCGAUAUUUGCCGUGAACCGUCUGUUCUUCAAGGUAUCAAGAUGCAGGCCCUACCAGAGGCGCGACAACAAACCUUCGAGGAGAUAUACGGACCGCCAGAGAAUUUCCUCGAAAUCGAAGUGAGAAAUCCUCAAACCCAUGGCACAUCUCGCAACAUGUACACCUCCUAUGAAAUUGUCUGCCGCACCAAUAUCCCAGCCUUCAAACUAAAGCACUCCGUCGUGCGCCGUCGCUACUCCGAUUUCGAAUACUUCAGAGACAUCCUGGAGCGAGAAAGCGCACGGGUCACCAUUCCACCGCUCCCGGGGAAGGUUUUCACGAAUCGCUUUAGUGACGAUGUUAUUGAGCACCGACGGGAAGGCUUGCAGCGAUUCUUGCAGAUCGUUGUAGGUCAUCCGCUGCUGCAGACGGGAAGUAAAGUGCUGGCCAGCUUUGUUCAAGAUCCAAACUGGGAUCGCAAUGCAUGGUGACCAAGCAAUGGGCGACCGACUAUGCAUUGGCCUGUGCUGAAGGGCUCCUUUCAUGCCUUUGUAAUGCUUUUAUAUGAUCGAUGAAUAUUGUAUGUAGUCCACUCCUUUCAGAUCUCAAGGAUUUGAUAUUUUAAGUUCCCCCUGAAACCGCGUGAUUCUUCCUGAAGCUUUGUUUGAUGCAUUUUAGUUCCAAUUCACCCUUGGCCAGUAUUGUCAAGUGGAGUGCACCCAUGGAACGAUGUCAAAAUCAGCCCGCUUCUUUUGGUCUUGCUGUACUGUCUCAUUAUCGUAUGACCAGGACACUGUGUUCCUUUUUGAUUAAGCGAAUAUGAGCGAUGAGGAGUUCAGGCAU
Messenger RNA from Coccidioides immitis RS, 926 nucleotides. RefSeq names its product sorting nexin-3. The transcript is spliced from 3 exons. Gene Ontology annotation, biological process: endocytic recycling; late endosome to Golgi transport. Gene Ontology annotation, molecular function: phosphatidylinositol-3-phosphate binding. The record is from RefSeq and is a predicted model, not a curated record. The coding region runs from base 146 to 574 and encodes 142 amino acids. Gene Ontology annotation, cellular component: retromer complex; early endosome membrane. NCBI's taxonomy places the organism in Eukaryota, Fungi, Ascomycota, Eurotiomycetes, Onygenales, Onygenaceae.